UCGUUCACAUAUACACACUCACACGUACACACACAUACACACACACACAUACACAGAGAGAGAAACUUUCCGUUUUUUCUUUUUAUUUUCACCCGUAUUAAUUUUUAACCCGUUCCGUCAAUGAGUUGUUGUUGUUUUGCCGUGGUUUGAGUCGCCGCCAAGUGAUUUUGUCUGUGAUUGUUUAUUUUGUUUGAUGACUUUAUAUAUUCCGGUCAAUUUUAUAUACAAAUUUUGUCUGUGAUAGAGUGUGUAUACAAACUAGUUUAAAUUAUUUAUUAAAAUGGCUUUCGUCGUCAACUCAUUCAGAACCAUCAACUCAUAUAUCAACAAAUAUCAAGAUCCUCGUACAGCAGAUUGGCCGUUUAUGUCUAGUCCAUUUUACACUUUAGGAAUAUGUCUUUCAUACGUAUAUGUAGUAAAGGUUUUGGGACCAAAAUUAAUGGAAAACAGAAAACCAUUCAAACUGCAGAACACUUUAGUAGUUUACAACUUCCUUCAGGUGGUGUUCAGUACAUGGCUCUUCUACAGCAUCGGAAUGGGCGGGUGGUUCACAGGAGAGUACAGCCUUAGUUGCCAACCUGUGGACUACAGCAACAAACCUAGUACAAUACGGAUGGUGCACGCUUCCUGGUGGUACUACUUUUCAAAGUUCACCGAGUUCAUGGAUACUAUAUUCUUCGUGUUACGUAAGAAGAACGAUCACAUCAGCACGCUGCACGUCAUCCACCACGGAGUGAUGCCAAUGUCCGUUUGGUUCGGCGUUAAGUUCACACCGGGCGGCCAUAGCACGUUCUUCGGCUUGUUGAACACCUUCGUUCACAUCGUUAUGUACAGCUACUACAUGUUGAGUGCCUUAGGACCUUCCAUGCAAAAGUAUUUGUGGUGGAAGAAAUACCUUACUACCUUCCAAAUGGUCCAAUUCGUGGCGAUCAUGGUCCACGCCUUCCAGCUACUGUUCAUCGACUGCAACUACCCCCGUGCCUUCGUCUGGUGGAUCGGCAUGCACGCCGUCAUGUUCUUCUUCCUGUUCAAGGAGUUCUACAACCAGACGUACCAGAGAAGGAAACCGGCCAAAGCCCAGAACGGCACGUUGCAAAACGGCGACGCCGCCAAGAAGAACGGCUACGCCAAAGAGAACGGCGUCAGCCAGGCCAGCGAUUAUUACACGAACGGCACGGUCCAUCACAGAAUAAAGGCCCAGUGAUUGCUGGCGUACGAAUUUAGUGCGUAAAAGACGUUAUUAUUAAAGAGAUAAUCAGGUGCAACUAGAUAUUUAAUUUAGCGGUAGAUUCCUAUUUGUUGUGGGUGACCUGUGUAGCAAAUUGUGUGUCUUAAGAUCAAACCUUCUAACUAAAACACCUAUCAAUGUACUUCUUAUGUUGUACCUCGACCAACUACGAUUAUUACAUGCAAAGUGCUAUACUGGGUUGUCUAAAUUGUUAAUGAGUCAUAUUUUUUAAUUUUCCGCACAAGUAAGACAUUAAUUACUUAGUUGACGAUUGCCAUAAUUUUUUAUAUUAGACCACCGAGUCUUUCAAAAUUUUAUACAGACGCAAAUCAGCUUGAAAAUUUACUUUCUAGACACUAUUUCCUUUAUAGUUUCUAAGGUUUAAGUAAAAUAAAUUUUAUUUACAAGCAAUAUACUUGGUUCAUGAUCCGGAAGGGCAUCAUAUAAAAAAUAUGAUGACUAAAAAGAUAUUUGCUCAAUUUUAUCCAGUUUUUGUGUUAAGUUAGAGUUCUCUACAAGUUGUAAAUAUAUUUAAAUAGUUCCAAAAAUCCGCAGAAUUCUCACUUAACAGAACCCAUGUAAUUUUGUUUAGUACUUAAAGUUAUUUAUAAAAGUGUAGAACACAUCAAGUAGUAAUAUGCACAAAAUAAAAACAAAAAAAAUUUUAAUAACCAGUCAUGAAAUGAAGGCAAAAAUUUAAUAAAAUUAACAGUUACUAUUAAAUUGAAUGUAUAUAACUUGUUUUAAUAAAAUUCCAAUUUUGUAUAUAUUAUUUUGUACAUUAAAUUGAAUUAUGAAAUCUAUUUUAUACAAUUUUUUUAAAACUUUAUAAUCAACAUGUUUUAAUAAAAUAAAGUGCGUCAUAUUCUGGUUAGCAAUAAAAUAUGUUUUAAAUAUUUUAGGUGCUAUUAAAUCACUUUUGUAUUUACGACAAAAACAAUACGAAAAUGAUUUAAGAGAUAAUUGAUUGGGUAGUAGAUAUAUUGGAUUGUUAAUUAUUAAAUUAUAUUUGUUAUAGGUUUAGUUCAGGUAAUUUGUUGUAUGUAUUUUUUUACUUACUCUUUCUUAAAUAAAAAAAUCUAUUGUA
This is a messenger RNA of Aethina tumida (small hive beetle), 2315 nucleotides long. RefSeq names its product elongation of very long chain fatty acids protein AAEL008004. Gene Ontology annotation, molecular function: fatty acid elongase activity. The record is from RefSeq and is a predicted model, not a curated record. The transcript is spliced from 10 exons. The coding region runs from base 281 to 1204 and encodes 307 amino acids. NCBI's taxonomy places the organism in Eukaryota, Metazoa, Arthropoda, Insecta, Coleoptera, Nitidulidae. Gene Ontology annotation, biological process: fatty acid elongation, saturated fatty acid; very long-chain fatty acid biosynthetic process; fatty acid elongation, monounsaturated fatty acid. Gene Ontology annotation, cellular component: endoplasmic reticulum membrane.